Molecule: messenger RNA, 4131 nt
Organism: Limulus polyphemus (Atlantic horseshoe crab)
Lineage: Eukaryota; Metazoa; Arthropoda; Merostomata; Xiphosura; Limulidae
Product: SHC-transforming protein 1-like
Exons: 10
Coding region: 199-2028 (609 amino acids)
Biological process (GO): cell surface receptor protein tyrosine kinase signaling pathway; intracellular signal transduction
Cellular component (GO): plasma membrane
Molecular function (GO): receptor tyrosine kinase binding
Source: RefSeq, a predicted model, not a curated record
GAAUGAGGUUAGAAGGAUGUACGGAAGCUUGAAUGGAUAUGAGCUACAUUUCAACUGAUGUUUUUCCUUGAGCUACUCAGCGAGCUGUAAUCAUAGUUAUUACAAUGCUCAGCCAUUUAUAAUGGACGAAGUCAUAGUAUUAUUAGCUCUUGUUACGGUAUAAUAAUAAACUUUGUGAGUGUUUUGUGUGCUGUGACAAUGUUGAGGUGUUUUCUUUUUGCUUACCAUAAUUUAAAGGAGGAGGAUUAUUGUCAUAUGCCUCUAGGAGACUCGUCGGUGCGGACAUUUCGUAAGCCCGACGCUGCAGCUAUCUUAUCAAGAUCUAAGCCCUCGUCGACUUUAUCUGAAUCUCUGCCAACCGUUCAACCUAAAAUCGCAAGACAUAUCGAAAAACAGGAGGUUUUCCGUAAGGCGGCAGAUUUGUUCUCGGCGCACCAGGGACCAGAAUUUGCGGACCGUUACACUCGAUUCACCAGGUCAUUGUCCAAAGUCUCCGACACGCCCGGACACAGAACAGAUAUGAGUCGCAUGGGGAUGUGCGGCAACACUAAUCUUUCGGGAUUUACAGGUGGAUGGAAUUUUGGUAGUGGUGAACCUGAUAGUUUUAUCAAUAAACCACCGAGUGGUUGGCUUCAUUCAGAACAAGAAGUCAGAAAAAGCGGUGUAUGCUACGAAUUACGAUAUGUUGGUUGUCUUGAAGUGAACACAUCCAUGAAGAGCUUGGACUUUGACACCAGGUCACAGAUAGCCAAGGAGUGUAUUAACAGAGUUUGUGAAGCUGCUGGUCUUAAAACAAGUGAUAAGAAGAGAAAAGUGGAUAAACGAAUAAGCAGGAUGUUAUCACAAAGACCAAACUUGGAUUAUGCUGGAUCAAAUGUCAACCUAAUAAUCACCAGUUCCUGUCUCAGCCUAAUAGUAAUAGAAUCUGGAGAGGAUACAUUAGAUUCCAUUGCAUACGUUGCUAAAGAUCAGCAAUAUGGCCGAGCUUGUUUUGUACUUGAAUGUGGGGGUAGUUUGUCUCAAGAAGUCAUUACAACCAUAGGUCAAGCUUUUGAGAUGAGAUUGAAAGAAUUUCUCCAAAAAACGACUUAUGCCACAAACUCGUCAGAAAGUCACAAAAUGGAGAAUCCUGCCUUCAGUAGGAGCCAGUCAUUUAGGGCAGAUGACCCAGAAUACUAUAAUGAUAUACCAGGAAAGAUUCCUCCAGAGGAGCCACCUCUAGUUCCACCCUUACCUGAUUACCAUGCAGCUGCACACAACGGUGGAGAAACUGAAAUACAUUGUACAACAGUUAAGCAAUCAUUGUCAUCCUUUGCUUCAAAAUCUUCAGCAAGCAAUUCAACUCAAGCUAUGGUGUUAAAACAGAAAGGGAGCACUUUAUUGGAUAAAGUGAUAGAUUUGGAUCAUGAAGGAGUUCCCACUAAUCAUCUAAAACAACCUGAGCCAGAAUAUGUGAAUACCACAAAAAGUUCAGAUAAUAAAGAUACAGGUGACUUAGCUUUGGUUUGUAUCAGUCAGCCAUCAACUUCACUUUCACCCUUGCUUCAAGAACCUCCUGUGUCCAAAGCUCCCUUUGACAUGCGGUCAUUUGAACAUAACCUUUCAUCAAAUCAGCACCCUUUCCCACCAUCUACUUCUUGUCAUGGACCCUUAGUUUCUAAUAAAACUACUGUCCAUUCACCAUUAAAGUCAGUCUCACCUUCCAACCUUAAAACAGUUCUCCAGCAGGAGGAAUGGUUUCAUGGGCCAGUCAGUCGUAAAGAUAGUGAAGCCCUGGUAGUUCAUGAUGGAGAUUUUCUUGUACGAGAGUCUCAAGGGUCACCAGAUCAGUAUGUUUUAACAGGCAUGAAAAGUGGCCAGAGAAAACAAUUAUUACUGGUGGAUCCUGAAGGGGUGGUAAGAACAAAGGACAGGACUUUUGAGAGCGUUAGCCACUUGAUUCAUUAUCAUCAUAACAAUAGUCUUCCAAUUAUCUCUGCAGAGAGUGCCCUUUUUUUGAGAACUGCAAUCCCCAGAACCUUGAAAUGAUGUUUUCUGAAUAUUCAAGAUCAUGUUGAUGUGACUUGAUGAAUGGUCUUAGUUAAACCAAAUGAACAAAAUUUUACCCAUCCAGACAGUGAUUGGGUUUUAAAAAGUUAAUGAACAGACAGAGCUUAACACAGUAGUAUUAAAUUAAGUUGUUUUUAAAGUAAAAAAGUUUUAUUUUGUUACUUUAUGAAAUAAACUUCUUUUAAAUGGGUAUUUAGGUGAUAUAUAGUUAAGGCUUCCUAUAAUAUAUUUAUUUUGUCUUGUUAGAAAUAAGUAUUUAAAUCUGUAAAGAAAAAAAAAAGAAGUUAUGAAUUGAAUUCAUAAUAUAAUAGCAGGUCAUAUGCUUGUACAAGAUACGAUAAAUUAUUGUUUUGGACUUAUUUUCAUAAAUUUAAAAUGUCAUAGAAGCUGCUGCCAUGUUUUGUGGUAUUUAUUGAGUACAAAAAAAAAAGAGCUAAGGCUUUGUUCAUAAAUUUUUCUAUGUUGUUUAAAGCUUUAGCUGUAUUUUGCUAAGGAAUUUACUACUAAGAUGAUUUUAAGAGAUUAUUUUUAAUGCAGUACUUUUAAAGAGUCUUAUUCCUGUAUGUUGCAUCUGUUUUUAUUUGUGGACCACAGUGGAAUCUGUAUACUAUGCUGCCACUUCCAUUCCAUAAUUAUGCAAACUUUCCACAGACCAUCUGAAGGGAACUCACAGACCAUAAGUGAUCUGUGGACCACAGACUGAGAACUGUUGUGUUAGGGAUAUGAUGUCAAAAACAAAAAGGGCUGAUAAAUGACAUUUUUAUCAUGUUUGGACUUAUAGAUGAAAUAUGUAAUGACUGAUGUAAAUUAAAUUAUUAUAUGCUGCAUUUUUUCUUAAUACAUGUAAACUGUUACCUUAGAAAUAUUUUUAAGCUUGGAUGUUAGUUGUUUAGCCUAACUUUAACAAAAAUAUAUACAUAAAGUAAAAUUUUGAGCUUGUAAAAUAAACUAUAAAAUUUUAAUUACAUGCACACCAUUGUAUCUGGCAUACAAUUUGAUAUAACUUUAGUUUAAACUGGAUGAGUGAACAAAUACAAAUAACAUAGAAGAUUGAGUUGUUUUCCACAAAACAGAAAUAAGUUCCUGUAUGUAUGUAUGAAUUUUGUUCAUGUUUGUUAUAAUUUUUUCACAGUUUAAAUGGCAACAGGCAUUUGAGAGUGUUUUAAAUACAUUUCCUUUCUUUUCUUUUGAUUGUGCAAUUAGUUUUAACUGGAAGGUCCACGCUUAGAACAGCACUAUAUGAAAAAAUUCCUAGAUCUUGUUUGAAUAAUUAUCUUGUUUUAUUGACAACAAUGUGUGGUAAAAAAUAACAUAAUCAGUUUAAAAAUUAUGAUAUUACAUGUCAUGAAAUUAUAACAUGCAAAAAGCUCAACCGUUUAUCACUGCAAAUUGUUUAAUUGUGCCUUGUUUAAUUGUCUUACCUUUUUAAGACUAUGAAGAAUCAGAGUUUGGGUUGCUUUAUUACAUUUACUGUGAUUUACAAGAGAACUUAACUGAUUAUAUAUUUAAACCAUUUGUUAUAGUUUUAUGACAUUAUAUGAACAUUGAUAUUUGGCUGUGUUUCUGUAUGGCAGAUUGAACUAGACUAGGAUAUCUUAUCCUCUUAAGUUUUGAGUCAUGUAUCAGAGUGUUGCUGUUUACUCCCAAUGUUUUGGUUGUAGAAAAGCAUCUGAAGUUAAAUAAUUUUUAUUCACUGGGCUAAAAUGAAGAUUUUCCUUAUCUAAGAUUGCUAAAAUAUGACAAAAUUAGUCAGUAUUUGUUUUACAAAACAAUAUGUGCAAUAAAUUAUUAAUUUUUGUUUAAUUUUUAUAACAUUGUAGUGAAAAAAAGUAUAAUGCUUUCAAAUUUAGUUCUGAGUAACUUGUAAAGAGCAGAUAAAAAGUAACUUGUAGAGAGCAGAUAAAAAGUGAAAAAAUUGGUUAGCACUAAAGCCAUAUGUUAAAGAAUAAUUCCUAAUAAAAUAUAAUUUUUUUGGUUUCUUUCUUUUCAUGUAAUUGUUAAUCUUUUUUUUAUCACCUUGAUGUCAUAGCUUUAAUGGAAUUUGUAUACCUUACUGAAGUAAAUAUGUCUGAUCCAGAAAUA